Messenger RNA from Halteromyces radiatus, 8154 nucleotides. RefSeq lists its product as uncharacterized. Gene Ontology annotation, cellular component: axon; cation channel complex. The record is from RefSeq and is a predicted model, not a curated record. NCBI's taxonomy places the organism in Eukaryota, Fungi, Mucoromycota, Mucoromycetes, Mucorales, Cunninghamellaceae. The coding region runs from base 122 to 8029 and encodes 2635 amino acids. Gene Ontology annotation, biological process: monoatomic cation homeostasis. The transcript has 8 exons. Gene Ontology annotation, molecular function: monoatomic cation channel activity.
GUAUCUUUUGUUUUUUAUUUUAUCUUAUUUUAUUUACUUAUUUUAUUGGUUGAAGAAGAGAAACUACUUUUUUAGUUCAUUGAAUACAAAUUCAAAACGAAAAAAAGAAAGUUUAUUAUCCAUGUCUGACGAUCCUGGUGAUGAUACCUAUCGAAAGAAACAACCUUCAAGACAGACAUCAACUCCAACUACUACGUCUCCUCAUCCACAAAGUCCACAAACAGAUCAAAAUGAUACUUCAACUCGACGUUGGGAACGUAUACGAGAUGCUGUCAAAACUGGUGCUACUGAUAAUUUUUAUUUAUCCAAAUCUACUCAAGCUAGUCCAACAAGUAUAUCUCAACAUAUACCUACUCCUACUCGUGCACAAACACCUCUUACUCUCAAUCAACGUUUGAAUCAUAGAAAUCCUCUUUUCGGUCCUUUCACUCGUUCUCAACAGUCAAAUGGUGUUACAGAUACUCACAAUUACCAUCAACAUAUACAAAACAAUUUUGUUGCUACUACCAUUACUGCUGCUCAAGCUGCUGGUAUGAAUAACUAUGGACGUCACUUUGGUCGCCAUUUUCACGGUGAAUCUAGCGGGUCAAGCGGGAUUUAUGCGACUAGUACAUAUGUACAACAAGAUAUCUAUCGAUUAGAAAGGGAUUUACAAAAGGUCUUACUUACUCCGAACACUUGGAAUCGUCAUGCUAGUUUCUUUAUCACUCCAGCAGAACUCUCACCUUCUAAUAUACCAACAGAUGACAACCUUCAACUCUCUCAAAACGCCAAUCAAAUUCAUACUAUUUUAACUUCCAUCAUGGACACCUUUCAGAACCAUAAAUUAUCCAGUCGACUUCCUCUAUUCCAUGAAAUACUCACCAUACUAUCUAUACCUUUCCAUUCAACUCCCGUUCAAGUCAAUGAUUGUAAUCAAGCUUUAGAUAUUAUUGAUUAUAUUCAAGAUCGUUUCAAACACCUUGACGCAGCGGAAAACUUUGAAUUAUUACUAUUCUGUUGUAGAAUCUUGUCCAUUGAUCAUUUGAUUCUCAAGUUACGUGUUACAACUAUGAUCAAGCAAUUACUUGUACCUUCUUCAACAAAAUCACUUAGUCUACCUUCCACACCUUCAGCCUAUCACUCUCUUGUAUAUACCCUUACAGAUGCCUUGGCUCAUCACACUAUUCAGUCAUCACAACAUGGACAGCCAGAGGUUUUAGAUGAUUACAAUCAUGUUUAUGAACGUAUUAUGGAAUUGAUGGAUGGGUUAUCAAAUGGAAUCAUUAUACCUGUUAUGGGCAAACAUUGGGAUCAGUAUUUUACAAGUUCUACAAAGGAUUCUAACACUCCAGUGACAGUGGCGCAACUAUGCACUGUAGAGGGGUUAUGCAAAACAUUAAUGGUUGGACGAUAUGGACAUGUGGAUCCUUACAAAGAUAAAUCAAGCAAUUAUACCAAUAUAUCCUUUGAAAGCACUCGGGACAAACUUGUUUUACGAAUGUUAUUAAAAAGAUACUGGUUGGAACCCACUCUUGAAACUCGACCUGCCUUUUUACUGGUUCUAUUUGUCUUAGCUGAAGCUGCAAUUGAAAAGUUUCUGAAUGGAUCUGUAGAAGAUCUUGUACAAGCGACAUCUACUGUACAUCUCCUGUGGAGUUUUAUUCAAGAAAAACUCUCCUACUCUAAACUUCAACAAUAUCUUCCUGACAAGAGUAGCGAUAGGAUGCAAGACGCUGUAGCCACCAAUAUCACUAAUGCAGCCUUGGCCAUUAUGUCUAUUACUCAUCUUCAACCUUCGUCAAAACAUUCUGCAUUUCAACGUUCAUCAAUCAUCGUGCCUCAACCCUCAAAUGAAGAUUUGCCAAAUGAUUCAUUUCACUCUAGUGGCAUUGAUACUUUGGAUCCAUUUAAGCCUGAUAUCAAUCACAAACAACGUUUAGAAACCAUUCUUAACAGUAUGAAGGAAAAUGUGGUAAAUCUCUGGAAAUCUGGAUUCAGUGAAAAUAUUUUGUCAAAUACGAUCGCAUUAUUGGAAGAUUCUGCUGGUGAACGAUCAGUUACUGUCUAUGAAAACUUGGCCUUCUGCUUGGAUGAUUCAGCUAUUAGUGAAGAUAUUGUCAAGAAAUCUUUACCUGUUUUAUUUAAUCGCCUUACAUCUACUUAUCCUGCACCGUUUCCAUCUCUUUGUCGUCUACUACUCAAGCUAUCUCAAUCAUACCGUCCUUCUUUUUACAAGCCUAUUGUAUCAUGUGUUGCUUCAAACGAUCAUGAUAAAGUGACGUCUUCAUUAGUUUUGAUCUCAUGUCUUCGUCGAUAUAUGUCUGGUGUACAACUGUGGAUGCAAGAUGCUGAAAUGAUCAAUGUAUUACUUCUCAGUGAUGUGGGCCGUAAGAAUCAGUCUACAGAUCACUCUCAUGGUUUUGGUGCUGCUCAUCUUAUGCAAGAAGAUCCAAAUGAAAUCAAAUGGGGUACAACAUCCUUAGGACAAUGUGUCAUAGCCGCAGAAUUCUUAUGGGCAGUUCGGGAACUUCGACAUCUUCAACAACAUCGAACACGGAAUAUGGAAGAAGAUGAAAUCGCGAAAAAGUUUUUGAUCGAUUUGGAACGACGUUUUGCAGUCUUCAUGACAGCCAAGGAAAAGCUUUUAUUGAUCCCUAUGCCAUUACGUGUGAUUAUAUGCAAUCUUCUUCUUGAUAUUCGAUUCUUCUGCAAUACAACACAUAGACCUGGUUGGUUAACUCGUGUGAUUGAUUGGGCUACUCAACAUGUUGGAACACCAGAAUAUUUUGAAAAGCUAUCUACCAAAUCUCACAAAAACAUAAAUCCAAAAAAUACAAACAAGGCAACAACAACAACGACAAGCGAUAUUCAGCCGGUGAUUUUCUUGGCAAUGCUAGAAGACGUGACGAUUAUGUUCGACAGGAUCAAAUUGGUAUAUACAACAACAUUGGAACAACUAGAAUUUGAAUCAAGUGAACAUAUUGAAUAUGGAGGUGAACGACCUAUGUCUAUGCUACCACAAAAAGGUCUUACGGUAGAGGAUAUGCAUACUUCUGUUCUCAAUGACCCUUUGACUCUUCGAACCAAGCGACAACUUAUUAUUUCCAUGACAUAUCCUAUUAGUCGACAAGCUGCAUCUAGUUUAGAAUUGGCUCCUCCAGCUUUAGUGAAAAGCGAUUAUCACAAGAAUAUGGCACCUGCUUCAGAAUUAUCCAAAGGACGACUGGAAGAAAUGCCCAAAAUACAUCAUGAUCCAUUUGCUGCUGUUUUCUCAUUACUGGUAGCUGUAUUCACAACAUUGACUCCUCAAGAAUUCACAAAAUUGGUCCAACCUCUCUGGGAAAGAUUUAUGAAUGCUGAUUAUCCUCAUAUCUUUGUACCUGCUGCCUUUUUAUUUAUGCAAUGUGGUGAAAAGAUUCCAAAAACAGUGAUUCAAUUGACAGCUCGUGAUUUCUACAGUGCUGAUCCACGACGACGUAUGGAAACCAUAUUGAAACAUGCAUCUUUAUCUGCGUACCGAUUCAACAUUCUAGCUCAAGACUAUAUUCUGAUUUCUUCAAAAAGACGACCUUUCCGUGGUGAUGGUGGUGCUUUUGCUACUCCUUUUGUACCAACAGACCUUGGCAGCAACCGAUUCACUAUGGAUGAACCCCGAUGGAUGGCCAAACUCAAAAAUGCAAGCAACUUUCCUAUUGAACUGAAGAGACAGAUCCAAGAACUUGGUUGGGAUGAUGAAGACAAAGGAGAAGAAUAUGAAGCACUCAAAAAAGUCUUGACACCAUUGACACUACUACCGUCAUUAUAUUUGGAUGAAGAAUACGAUCGAUUGGAAGAUGCCGAGAUGACUACAGGUGGUGGCGGUGAAGAUACCAUAUCAGCAUUAGUCAGCAAAACAAUCACUCGUAGAAAACGUGCAACCAUGAUACCAACAAUCAAUGUCGCAUUUCUCAGUAUGGUGGACUCUCUUUGUGAUGACUAUGGUGGUGUACAUGGCGCUUUACGAGAAUUACUAAGCUCUUAUUUAUGUGAUGAUCCUGAAUUGUUUUUACGAGGCUUUCUUGGUGAUCUUGGUAAAAACGAUUUGGCAGUACAACAAGAUUCUUUGACACGGCUUUAUUAUCUUGUCACUAUGCAAGCGAAGCUACCACCUGGAUUCACACAUACACUCUUCAAUUACCUGGCUGGCAUGCUCAAAUGGCUUACAAGGGAAACAACAAAAAAUGGGUUCACAUUGAUGUCACUUAUUCAUCCUAUAUUGACUCAACUUGUUCUAUCCACCAACGAACUCUCCACACGGGAUUUGCGAAAGAACAAGAUUGAAACGCUACUUACAAGUACUGGGCGAUUCUGGUUCACUCAUGAACAACCUAUCUCCAUGUUCGCAAGACGACUGACGGAACGACAAACUUCUUUUACAGUAUUGGAUAUCCCUGAUGAAAUUUUUGGAGUAACCAUGCUUCGUAUUAGUCAUAUUCAAUUUUUGACCAACUUUUUGAUUCGAUAUCCUCGUGAGGUAUACACCAUCAAGAAAACUCUACAAGAUUACGAAGAAUUACCUACUGUCAUCAACAGCGAUAUUGAAGGUUACAGCGACAUGAAUCACUUUCAGAAUCAUAUCAGCCAUGAUUUUCCUGAUCUCAGAUUCUGUGCUCGUGUUGGAAUUGAACAACUGAUCGAUUUGGAUACUACAUAUGUUGACAAUCUGGAACACUUCACUGUUCUCCCAAGACCCUGUCAAGAACAAGAAGAUACUGGAUUAUUAUCUUUGUUACGAGCACGCGUCUGGUUACGAUUUAUUGACACUCUAUUAAAUGGUCUGAAUAAGAAUUACAACGAUCGAAAGGAACUGGAACGGAUUCUCAGUGGCGUGAACGACAUCAUCAGUAAUAACAGCUAUGAUUAUGGAAUUAUUGGGCAAGCUUUGAUUCUCUAUACCCGGGUAGUGACAAGAUUCAAACGAUUGUUCUCAUCCAAUCAUGGUUAUGGUGCUUUUUUACCGGCUCUCUUCAAGGUUUUUUGUCAAGUAGAAAACUAUCCUCAUAUUCGAUCAGCCAUCACAUUUGCCUGGUGUCGAUUUUAUGCCGUCCAUGAAGAAUCAUUCGUAUUUCAAAUGCUAGGAACUCUCUCACCAUCCAUCCUGAAAGCAUACAAUCAAUCUACACGACUUGGAUCCUGGAUGAUCGACAAUUUAUUUACUUUAAUGCAAGCGAUGAACCGACCACCUCGUCUAGGAGCUACUUCAGAUGUUCUUGGAUUACAAUUACAGGUUGAAUUGGAUGAUCAUGAACGUAGUAUUCAAGAGCGCAUAGAUGUUGUUAGCAAUCCUAUGACGAUGCCUCUAUCGACUUCUAUUUUGAAACCAUUGGCUCGUAGUGUAACAGCUCCCAUUGCUCCCUUGGUAGUCAACAAUUAUACAAACCGACCAUUCCUUUUAUCCAGUUUUAUCAAGUUAUUCCUGACAAUUAUUGCCUAUGAUCCUGGAGCAUUACGUGCUGAACAAUUUGUGAAAAUGUACCGGUACUUACUCCCUCUAUUUUACAAAGUAAGUGAUCUAGUGGAUUUGAUUGAUGAAGGUAUGGCAGCGUUAGUGGAUGUAUUUACAAGGUUCAGUAAGAAUGCAGUACCACUUUACAACUCAACAACAACAACAACAACAACAACAACAACAACAACAACAACAACAGCAACAGCAGAAAUGGGAAAUCAUGUAUCAGGCGAAGAUGGAAACUUGGGAUCUCAACAUCAACAUUUAUUACAAGAUCAUGUAACAGCAAACUCUACUUUUCAACAACAACAUGCGUUUGGAAAGCAUUGGCAACAAAACGAUCGUGUUACCAUCAAGAUGGAAUUUAUCAAGUUGAUUCGACAAUAUUUCAAGUUACAAGGAACAUUGUCUGAAGUGGAUCAUGAAAAAAUGGGAAAUAUCAUUCGAACACUUUUGCGGGACUAUGGUCUAUCUGGAAAUGUUUGCAAUACAUUAUGGGUAAAGAAUUACUUGGAUGAUGCUGUUAGGUCUAUGGUUGGUACAAGAAAUUAUACCAAAGCGUUCAAAAAGGUACUUCAACAAAUUCUCUCACAAUGGAAAAGUUAUCACAAGGUAUUGGAUGGAUCCGGUAUUUAUCAAGGACUUGUGUUGAUUCUGCAGCAUGGUCAAGGAAAAUCAUUCCAGAUGAAUGACAUUGCUACUCUAAUCAAAGAUCGAUAUCUUACUUACGGCUUAUCCAUGAUCAAUGAUGAUUUCAGUGGUGGUACUUCUCAUUGCAAGGGUGUCUAUGAUUCAUUUUGUCAAGCGUUGGUGAACCUACUGGUGACAAUGAUGGAAACUUCGCCUCUGGAUGUAUUUUGCGAAAUUGAAAAGAUGAAUCCUACUGUAUCUCUGAUGGGGAUGGUGAUCAUUCCGACAUGCCUUCAAUUUAACCUUCAAAACAACCGUAUUCCUUCAACUAUGGGUGCUUCCAGAUUCAAACGCGAUCCAACUGAUUAUUGGGUACGUCUUUUGUCCUUUGUGAUGAAAGCAUGUAGUCAAGCUCAAACUUUGAAAUAUCGAUCUCCAGCAGGUGGAUUCUCUUUAUCAGCAUUUAGUAGCAUCAGCAAUCACUCAAGUUCGAACAUUGGAAUAGUAACAACCGAUGAUGGAAACUAUGGGAUCAAUAUUGUUAGUACAAGUGAUGUAUCGGGGGAUCGUGGGGUAGACACAACAGCAACAGCAACAACAGCAACACCAAAUGUAGAAGGCGGUGGUACCAACAGCACAUUGGAAAACAAUAACAAAAAGUCUCUUACAUUUUCUACAGCUUUGUUAUCAACAUUUGGUUUCAUUGCUUUGAAGAUUAUACUUAUUCGUGGUAGUAAAUCAUUUGACAAAUUGAAAGGUGUAUGGACUCAACUGGCUUAUUAUAUCAAGGAUACUCUGAUGAUAUUCAAUAGUGACAGUCUUGGUAUCAGCAAUACAAUGCAGAAAAGGUCAAGAUCUGGAUUUUCUUCACCUGUCGUUAAUCCUCCUCCUCCUCCACCUCCUCCUUCUCCAUCAUCAGCUAUGAUAUUCAAUGAUACAACAACACAAGCAGGGGUCAGAAAUUCUUCAGUUCAUACUCACUCACCUGGUUAUUCGACUUUAUCCAUCACACCAACAUCUUCGGCUUAUACAUUGUUGGACUUUACCUCUUGGCAUCUUCUUGAAUUCAUCAUGUAUUAUAAAACACCGUUGGCUCUCUUACUAGGUGGACUUAUCAAAGAACGGGUCGUGGCAUCAUCGGUCUUAUCAUCAACCACUAAUUCACCAUUCUUGUCAUCAACUCCAACUGGACACUCCUCAUAUUCAUCCUAUUCACCUCAUUCGCCUCGUUCACCUUGUUCGCCUCACUCACCUCAAUCGUUACAUACACCUCAUUCAACAUACUCACCAAAUAAUGUGCAGCAAGAACGAUUUGAAUCAUCGGUUAAUACUCCAACAACCACAACACGAUGGAAAAGUUGGGGAAGCAAUAACACAACUAGACGACAACGACGACGUUACCUUGCACAACUAAGCAUGGUUGGAUUUCCCGAUGACACUGCUGAAUCUAUCUCACUUUCAUCCCAUAAAGAUAUAAUUUUAAAUGGACAACAACAGGAACAACAACAACAAACUUCAUCGACGCCUUCAUCACAACCGGUUUCACCUUUAGAUGCUACUGGAUCCACCAUACCAAUAGAUGCGUCUGUUGAUACAUCCAUAGAACAAAAUGUAGGAUCUAGUCAACAACAACAACAGCAUUCCAGUCGACCAACAUCCCAACAACAAUAUCUAUCAUCCACCAUUCGACAUGUAGCAAAUGCAAGAACUCGAUCCAUUGGCAAUUUACAGGCAUUCAUGGGUAUCACAUCAUCACCAUAUAUGGAUAACUAUAUCACAGAUAUUCGAUCAUGGACUUAUGGAGAUGGUAUACGCAAAAUGACAGGUGAAUGGAAAUUGAUGUUGAAACUACAUGGUGAUUCUAUCUCUCAGGAUCUCAAAACAGCUACACCAAUAACACCAACGCCAAUGGAAUCAUCAUCAAGGGAAUAGUUUUUUAGAUUUGUCCUUUUUUAUUUUUAUUUUUAUUUUGUAUAUAUGUUUUUAUUAUUUUAUAAAAGAUCGAAACUGACAAGACAAAUUUUGUCAUAAAUCUAUGUUAUAUAUAUAUUUUUUUA